Messenger RNA from Symbiodinium sp. CCMP2456, 5259 nucleotides. The record is from the annotation of a GenBank genome assembly. Lineage: Eukaryota; Dinophyceae; Suessiales; Symbiodiniaceae.
AUGGACUUGGAAGAUGAAGGCGAUCCCGGGCUGGCGGGACUCAGCCCUGAAUUUCAAGCCAUGCUUGGCGGCUUAUCCGGGCACAUGGCCUCCGUCUCAAAGAUGCUCGAUCAGCGCACCCUGCCAAAGGAGCAGGCAAAGGAUAAAGACGAUGAGGCGUACCUAGACUCGUAUGCGGAUUUGGCCAUCCAUGAGGAGAUGCUAAAAGACACUGUGCGUGUUGACGCAUACGCAGCUGCAAUCGAGCACUAUUCGAGCACGUGGCAGGAUAAGGUCGUGGUCGACGUUGGUGCUGGGACUGGGCUGCUCUCGGUCCUUUGUGCUCGAUCAGGCGCUCGAAGGGUCAUUGCCAUCGAAGCAUCCGGGCUCGCACACUUCUUGCAGCAGCUGGUGGAUGCCAACUGUUCAAAGGGAGCCGUCGAGGUUCACGAGUGCCUUGCAGAGGAUUUCAGUGAGCAAAAUGUUGAUGUGAUUGUGAGUGAGUGGAUGGGGUACUGCCUGCUCUACGAGAACAUGCUGCCGUCGGUCCUAUCUGUUCGAGAUCGAUGUCUAAGAAAAGGUGGCCAGAUGCUGCCCUCGAAGUGCCGCUUAAUGAUGGCACCGAUUCAGGACAGCUGGCGAAAGGAGAAGCUGGACUUCUGGCACUCCGUCCGUGGAAUCGACAUGUCCUCACUGGUUCCGCUGGCCACUGCCACUCUUUGCGCAGCACCUCAACAUCGCUUGUUGGAUCCCAAAGCGCUUUUGGGAGAUGCAAUCGAGAUCCUCUUCAUGGAUUUGCAUACGGUGCAGAUUGAGGAGUUGGACAGGUUUCAAGCAGACAUCGGAUUCACUCUCCCGGCAGGCAGUCGACUGGACGGUAUGGUGGCAUGGUUUGAAUGCGAGUUUGGAGACGUCGGGUGGCAGCUUUCUACCUCCCCGUUGAAACCUGCAACACACUGGAAGCAGACUGUCUUCUAUUUCCGGGAUCCAGUUGAAGGUGGCGGUGGUGCCGUCAUCUCAGGCAAGAUAAUGCUCGAGCGUCAUGCUGAGUUCUCGCGUAGCGAGUCCUGGAGCGCUCCGGGGCAGACGGAGCCAAAUGCACGCUCAGCAAACGUUCCACGGAUGCAUCUGGAUGUUUCCGGUCGAAGCAGCAAGGUCAGCUUGACAGGUACCGUGCGGUUUGUCGGAACGACGCAGUUCGCCCCUGGAGACUGGAUUGGAGUAGACCUGGACCGGCCGAUUGGAAAGAAUGAUGGAAGCUUGAAUGGCGUCCGGUACUUCAGCUGCAAGAAGAAGCGGGGGAUCUUCUGCAAGCCCACGGCUCUGAUACUGCUGGUUGAUCCCGAAGUCGGAACUCCCGAAAAAAAGUCCGAAGACUCGGCCGAGAAGUCCCAGACGACCGAGUCGCCGGACGCUAUCGAAGCCAGCAGUGGCUUAAGCGUUGCGCUCGACACGGACAGCGCUCCUGGCGAGGGUUCUCCCAAUGCAGCCGGAAGCAAGCACACGGAUCGAGCUGACGAGGUUCUAUCUGAUGUUUCAAAGCCGUUGGUUGCCGAUGAGCCCGCCACCGACUUGGAACGCCUGGGCUGCAAACAGCCCGAAGAUGCAGACUUUGUUGGUGGGGGCGAUGAAGGUGGUGGCGAGAAAGAAGGAUCCAGAGACCUCCGGUCGCCGUACAUGCGAAAGUUAGCAGGCGCAGACCCCUGGGCCAGUGAGAGCAGCUGUGGGGGAUCCAUAGUUGUGGCAGAGGAGGAGGACCCUGCUACCUCAAACGAAGCGGAGACAGCCUGGUUUGCCAAAGUCCAAGAUCUGGCCAAGCGCGGCCUAAAGCUGGGGCAUGUUUUGAGCUUCUACCAGAGCUUGGCAGAAGGCACCCUGUGCGGCGAUGAUGGGCGAAAACUGAUGUUGCACUUUAACCCCAAGAAGCAUACAACUCAUGAUGUCGUCCGUGAAGCCAUCAUCCCUGCGACUAAAGUCACGCCCUUCGGGAGCUGUGCAUACUCGACUUUGGCAGAAGCAAACAAGCCUGUGCUGGCAACGACUAUGGUCUCUCACCACUGGCGGAACUUGUUUUGCCACUUGGUUGCAGCCUUGAUUGCGUUCGCCUUGGGGGAGACGAGCUAUGCUGCUAUAGUGGAUUCAUUGGAGGACGGUGACUUUGAAGGCUUGCGUCAGCGACUCGAUCGUCGAGAUGCUCUGCACAUGACAUUCUGGUUGUGCUUGUUCUGCGUCAACCAGCACGCGAGCAUAUGUGGUGGUCUACCCUCUGCGCCGGCACCAUCUAGUCCAGAAGAGCAUGUUAAGGCACUGGAGUAUCAUCAUAGAGAGACGCAUGAUCCAGUUACCGGAGAGAAGUUCAAUGUUUGCGAUUGUGGUACCACCAAACACUGGAACAACUCGACACUCUGUGAAAUGGACAAGUUUGAUGCCAUGAUGGCAGUGUUGGACAAGGAGGUGCCUGGCGCUAUUCAACGGAAACUGAGUCAUAUCAUCGUGGUUGACCAGGCUUUCGAAGUUUUCUCCCGCAUCUGGGUCAUGGCUGAGAUCGCCAAGGGGCAAGAAUUGGAAUUGAACCAGGUCGCCAUGCUGUUCCCGCCUCCAGAGAGAAUGAAAACGGCCUCUCGCAGGAGCUUGGUGCCAUCCAGUGCAGCAGCCGAGGUUGCACGUGUUCGGGAAACGUUGGACAUCCGCAAGUGCAAAGCUAGUCGGCAAGAGGAUGUUGAUGCAAUUCUGGCCUCCAUUCCAGACGUGGACAAGUUUAACGAGCAUCUGAAGACAGUGCUGUUCAACGAAAGGUCAGGCAUUCUGGAGACAUGGAGUGCAGAAAGGUGCGCUGGAUUUUUUGAUGUUAUCGACCCGCUGAAGGAACUUGUGGAGCGAGAGCACUGGAGUGCACCACAGGUCAUUAUGCUCGGUCAGGAGAGCACUGGUAAGUCCACGCUGCUGGAAAGGCUAACAGGUCUGCCCAUUUUCCCGAGGAAUGCCGACCUUUGCACCCGUUCCCUCAUUAAGGUGUGCUUGCGGAGGGGGCCCUCUCGAAAGUUGAGAUUACUUGUGCAAGACAUCCUGUCGCUACACUUCGAGGACGAAAACGGAACGGAAGUUGACUUCGAUGAGCUGGGUGCUGCUGUGAUGAAGGAAAUGACACGGCAAGUUCGGCUUGAGGCUUUGAGGCAAGACAUGCCGAACAAGGACCCUGGCUUUUAUUCUGCCACAGUCAGCGACGCACCGCUGCAGCCGUCGGAUGGGCUUUGCACAAAAAAGGCUUUGGUCAUUGAGCUUAGCUCACCGAAGGCGCCCAAUUUGGACGUCGUGGAUUGCCCAGGUUUGGUUGCGGCUUCUGCCAGAGGUCGUCCAGCAGAUGUUGCGCAGGAAACUGCGGGGCUGGUGAGAACGUUUGCCAAGAAGCAUCGGAAUUCCGCCCUGUUCGUAGUUGCUGUCAAGGCAUCAGAGCAGCCGAACAACUCCUUGGCAAUGCGUUUGGUGCAGGAGCUUGGGCUUGAAAGUCGAGCUUUGGGUGUGUUGACCAUGACAGAUGUGCUGACUGGGGACCUGACAGAUGGAGAGACCUGCCUGCACAGCACAUUCCUGAAGCAUCAUGGCCCUCGGCUCCUGCAGCUCUUGCAGGGAGCAUCAGAUGCAGGUGGUGGGGUGCCUCUUGCACUGGGCUACACGCUUACCGCUUUGAACGAUGUUGGCGAAGAUAAGGGGUGGUUGAGCCUGUCGCGGGUGGAUGCAAUGGCACAGUGGGAAGUAAGAUACUUUAAGCAGCUUGCGAAUCAAUGGAGAGCAGCCGCUGGGGAGGAUUUCAGCAGUUUGCUGCAAAGCAGAACCACCUGCAACAGUCUUUGGCGGCACAUCAAGGAUGCCGUGGAUGACUUCGUCCGCAAGAAUUGGUUGAGUGACACCAUCAAACUGGCUCGCGAGCACGAGGCAUUAACGAAGAGUCGCGAAGAGUCCCUGGGCCAGCCGAGGGCCAUGGCUCCACACCACGUUGCCGAACUUCGCUUUCAGACGGACCUGCUUCCCGCUUCCCUUCGCGCUGUAGCCUCUUUUGAAGACGAGGGCCCCUUGAUUCCAGAGAUCUUUGCCAGGCGUUUUGAGGCGAUCCUCGGAAGUGUGUUGGCGAAGCCUUGGCAGAUCGGCGGUUUCUACCACAGUUUGGUACAGCGGCUGGAGCAAGACCUGUUGAGUGCAGUCCCGGAAGACAUCGCCCUGGGGCCGCCCGAGGCGGGUACUUUUGACUGGCCGAAGCAGCUUGAGGUCUGCUUGCGCAAGGUCGAGCAUGAGAUGCUACGUGCUGUGCUUGACGUAAAGCAACAUGUGCAAGCCAAGCUGGAUGCCGUCCUGCAGGCAGAUACCACACCGGAGCGCAUUGGACGAAUGAAGCUCGCGAUAGAGUCUCUGAAGACUUUGCUGUGGCAAGACAUGAAGAUGUACCAGUGCCGGCCCGGGGAGGUACUAUUCUCGACAUUCCCGCUGAAAGGCAUUCACGAAGCACUAGGCAUUGUCGGUCAGCUGGAGACAUGCCCGUUCGCUCGUGUAGAGCGCCUGACAUCUGCCUUUAGCUUCUCGCUGAAGCUGGAUUCGAAGCAGAUUGUAUCGCGCUGCAGUCUUCACUUUCAUCGUUUCCUGGCAACUUUCUUCACGGAACUGCCAGCGCAUGUGGUGAACGUGUGUAAGAAGCUGCCAGAUGACCAGUGGGUUGAGGACUGCACAGAAGAGCGCUUGAAACUCUUGCGCCAUUUGCAGAACCUGCGAUUGGCCCAAGCUCGCCUGAAGGAUGCAUUUGGAGAGGAGCACUUUGAAGAAGCAGUGGAGGAAGUGACACGUCAAGAUGACAGCUUGGCAGUGCCACGCAAGCAGACCGACGAAGACGCUUGUGUUGCCACGGCCGUGUCCCGGACCGCGGAGGAAGUGGCUGCUGCAGUUGCAACAUGGAAAGAGACUCUGCAUGAGCGUGCAUGGGGCUUCUUCUCCUCCGAGGAUGAGCUCAACUCAGUCUUGCAGCAGGUAGCCGCGAACACAGAUGCAGGUACCGAUUUUCGGGAAGGAGAGGCGGAUGUUCUUUGGCGUGGUGAGUGCACUGGAUCGGAGCCUGUUCUGUGGAUACAGCGCGACGAUGCACCUGCAACACAGACCUACGUAAACCGCGUACUGGCUGCUCUUUUCGUGGAUGAUGAAUCUUUCGCCCAACUGUCGACACUGCCAAAAGAACCCUUCCGAAUGACAUGUGGCGAUCAAGGAUGCAUUAAUCUGAGGCAUCUCUAUGUGCCAUAG